GAAUGUCAUUUUUCUUAAAUUUCGAGAUCUACUUUAAAGGGAGUUAAGUCAAGGACCCUACAUCGUAUUUAGGAUUUACUUUAAGAAAAAUAUUAUUGCGAAGAUCUUGAACAUGCUUAACGAUUGAAAAUGGAUUAGGGGAUGAAAUUGGAAAGCAAUAGUUCAGUGAAUGCGUAUUCCGAUUGAUUUUUCUUCCAAUUAGUUAGUAUGACGAUUAACUUCCACUUCCUUAUAAUGGAAAUUGAUCCAAUUGCGGGAAGAGGAGGUCAGGUGGUGUUUUUGGGUUUUGACGGGCGUGAUAGUUGGAGAGUUUUGGGUCUUAAGCACGGGCCACAUUUAUAAAAUUGUUGGUGAUUAUAAUUACUUAAUUUGCUUUUUGAACACUGUUUACUGCAACUGUUGAAAUUUUAUCGACGAUAUAUCUUUGCUCCCUGAGCGCAGCCAAAAGUUUUUUGGCUGGUCUGCCACGCAUCCUCUAUGAAGUUGCGAGGAAACUUCAUGCAUGAUGCCUAUAUUAGUGGGCAUCUCCAGUCCCGAGUUCCCAUCUCACGACCAAAUUAAGAGUGAAACGGAUCAAGUUAGUUGCAUUAUUUGCUAGCCAGCUCGAUUCCAUGGAUUGCAAGCGGAUUAAUGGAGGAGAGGACGGUGGGGCACUACUACCGGAUGAGCGGAGGCUGGAGAGAGGGCUUGGAUCGGCUAAGGGCAGCUGGAGGGUCCCUAAGACGAAGCACGGCGGGCGCACAGCCCACAAUAUGUCCUCCUCCUCCCUAAGAAAGAAGUCGGACCUGACGCUGCUGUCCAAGGUCCGGCUGGGCUUGGUGUCGGCCGUGCUGGCCAACCUACAGGAAGUCAUUCUCGGCACCAAACUCUCCGUCCUCUUCCCCGCCAUCCCCGUUGCCUUCAUAGCCUACUUCUACCACUUUGGAAAUGUAUGGAUCUUCGCGCUGAGCCUACUGGGUCUCACGCAACUCGCGGAACGUGUAAGCUUCCUGACAGAGCAGAUUGCACUUUACACUGGACCAACAGUUGGGGGUCUCCUGAAUGCGACGUGCGGAAAUGCCACCGAGCUGAUAAUAGCGAUAUUGGCUCUAGCCAAGGGCAAAAUGGAGGUUGUCAAGUGCUCCUUGCUGGGCUCUGUUCUUUCCAAUAUGCUGCUGGUGCUGGGGACUUCCCUCUUCUUGGGAGGACUCAAGAAUAUGGGAAAGGAGCAGAAGUUCGACCAAACGCAAUCCGGAGCCACUUGCAGUCUUCUCCUGAUGUCCUCGCUCUGCCAACUGCUGCCUUUGAUUUUCAGCUAUUUUGAGAGCACCGGUUCUGUGCCCCAAGGUUCCCCUUUGCACUUGUCCAGAGCGGGCAGCAUCCUCAUGCUCAUCGCUUAUGCCGCAUACCUUUUCUUUCAACUCAGAACACAUCGCCAACUGUUCGAGGCCACAGAGAUGACAACAUUUGAAGAUGAGGAUGGUGAGGUUAAUGAAGAAGAAGUAGUCAUAGGUUUGUGGAGCGCCGUCUGUUGGCUACUUGGAAUGACGGCCAUAAUCUCAAUCCUCUCGGAAUUAGUGGUUGGCACCAUUGAGGACGCGUCGGAGACAUGGGGCCUAUCUGUGAGCUUUGUCAGCGUAAUCCUACUACCUAUUGUUGGAAAUGCAGCAGAACAUGCAGGCUCAAUCAUUUUCGCAAUGAAGAACAAACUGGAUAUCUCUUUGGGGGUUGCCAUGGGUUCCGCGGCCCAGAUUUCUCUCUUCGUGGUUCCCUUGAUUGUAAUUGUCGGUUGGAUAAUGGGAAUCGAUAUGGACCUUGAUUACAAGCUCCUGGAGACAGCUUCCUUCAUCAUGUCGGUCAUCGUCACGAUGCACAUUCUACAGGAUGGUGUUUCCCACUAUAUGAAGGGAUUGGUCCUGCUUCUCUGCUACCUUAUGAUCGGAGCCACCUUCCUUUUGCUUCAGACUCCCUCAUGCGCAGAGCACAAUAAGAGAAUCCCCGUUGUUGGCGGAAAGCAGUCAUUGAGAAGAGACAUCCUUGUGUAGGGGAAGCUUGUUAAUCACCCUCAUGCACCAAAUUUCCAAAAUACAGAGGUGGCUCCAUUGGGCCCUAGCUGAGUCACCCAUGCACGAGGGCAGUGGGGGAGAGGGACUCGUCCGCAUACGUUUCCCUCUCUUCAAGUCUUCGUGCCGCCAUCCAAGGAGGAAGAAGCGAGAUGAAAAAGUUGAUCCCGUGUUUCAUAUGCAUGUUUUAUUCGUGCAAAAUAUGAGUCACCGUGAGCUCCUAUAUAGGUUUUGGCGCCUGAUCGGCUGUAGUGUAUUCCCGUUUUUCAUCUUCAGUGGAUCAUCUUUUUGUUGCCUA
Molecule: messenger RNA, 2340 nt
Organism: Nymphaea colorata (pocket water lily)
Lineage: Eukaryota; Viridiplantae; Streptophyta; Magnoliopsida; Nymphaeales; Nymphaeaceae
Product: vacuolar cation/proton exchanger 1a
Exons: 11
Coding region: 612-2024 (470 amino acids)
Biological process (GO): calcium ion transmembrane transport; intracellular calcium ion homeostasis
Cellular component (GO): plant-type vacuole membrane
Molecular function (GO): calcium:proton antiporter activity
Source: RefSeq, a predicted model, not a curated record